AUACUAAAUACCAAAAAUAUUGAUUCUGAGAACAUGGUGUUUGGGGGUAUGACUGUGGUUUUUGGAGGUGAUUUUCGUCAAACGCUGCCAAUCAUUGCCAAAGGUACGAGGACUGAUAUUGUAAAUGCGUCUAUUAAAUGGUCAUAUUUGUGGCGGUCAAUGAUUGUUUUGAAGUUAACCCAGAAUAUGCAUUUAGCCCAAGGUAAUGAUAUGGUCGGUUCAAGUCUUGAGAUUGAGUCAUUUAGCAAUUGGCUUUUGGAGAUUGGUGAAGGAAGACAUAGUAAUAUUUUUGGUGAAUCAAUUAUCUCUAUUCCAGCUGAAAUAUGUGUGGAACGAAAGUCAGAUCCUAUUUCUGAUAUUGUGGCGACAGUCUAUCUUGAUUUACUGACAAGACACAAUGAUGACACUUAUUUGGUUGAGCGGGCUAUCCUAGCACCACACCAUGACACUGUUGCAAUGGUUAACAAUUAUGUGUUAGGUAUGUUUCCUAGAGAGGAGGUUACCUAUUUCAGCUCAGAUUCAAUUGAGAUUGAUGCUAAGGAUACACAUGUCGUUGAGGGUGACUAUAUAGUGGAAUUUUUGAAUUCUCUCAGGAUUGGCAAUUUUCCUGAAUAUGAGUUAAAAUUGAAGGUUGGCUGCCCCGUUAUUCUCCUUCGAAAUAUGGAAGCACAGGGCUUUGCAAUGGAACUAGAAUGGUUGUCAAGCGGUUGGGCAAAUGGUUUAUUGAGGUAAAAAUUCUAACUGGCACACAUAUUGGGGGGUUAAUUGCAACGAUGGUCACUGGGUUUACUAAAACCGUUCAUGUUUGGUCACUGCAAAUAUUUAAUUCCAUUCAUGGUCACUAAGAUUAGUUCAAUAGUUCAAGUUUGGUCACUCUCCGUUAGUCUCCGUUAGUUUUUGCUGAUGUGGCAGUCAACUAUUAUAGUUGACCGUUAAAUGAGUGACGUGGCCAAUAAAAAAUAAAAAAAUAAAAAAUUUAAAUAUUUACAAUUUCCACCUCAUUUUACAACUAUUAAAAAAUAAAAAUAAAAAUAAAACUUACCUUUUUCGCCACCUUUCUUCUCACUUUAGUCCAAACCGAGCAGCAACAUAUUGUUCUAAUGGACUCCAAUGUCAUGCCAAAAGCCUUCCAAUCUCCAUACCACUGGCACCUAGCCUCUCUGUCGUCGAUUUCGCAGUCAGAAUCCCGUGCCUCCAAGCUAAUCUACUCCUACUCCAACGUCCUCGAUGGAUUUUGUGCUUCCCUCACUGACCCGGCGCCGUCGCCGGCGGGUUGAGCUCCGGCCCCGCCCUCUUCGGGAAGAGCUGGUGGGUGGUCGGGAUAUUACCCUCCUUCCUCAAAAUGUCGAAGGCGAAUGCAGAGGAAGCGGCGGGGAUGCUGUUGAGCGAGCGGGGAAAGGGUUCUAUCUCGGUGUUGAUUAUGUCGGAGGAGGAAUCGGAAUCGUUGCCGUCGUUGUCGGGGAAAUCGCGAUUUGGGACCCGAGCGUCCAUCAUCGUCGAUUGUGCAGACGAUUCGGAUGAUGAUCGGAGCUUCUUCGCCGCCGCGGCGAGGCACGGCGUCCAAUUGGGGUGGAGGAGGAUGUCUAGAUUGAUAUCCGGAGCAGAAACAGAGGACGCCGAAUCUAGGUUUCUAGGUCGAAGCUCGGAGGUCGAAUAUGGGAACUCGAAGCUUUCCUUCGUCCUCUAUCUUUCAAUCUCUCUAUUUUCAGUGGCGGCGGCGCGUCGCCGACUAAUAGACGGAUCAAGCAGCAUCCAGAAGGAGGCUAGACUUCGCCGUCGAUUCGAGUGCCGCCUCCGCCUGGUUCUCUUCCGCUGUCGAUUCGAGUGCCGAAUCUCCCUUUCUUGUUCGUCGUCGAUUCAUUUAGAUGGAGAAAUCGAAGAUGCCAUUGGGUCGUAUGGGGAAGACGAUGGGUCCGGAAUCACAAUUUGGGUAUGGGAUUCAAAUGAAAGAUGGGGAAUUCAAUUUGAGGAUCGGGUCUGGAAUCCAAUUUGGGUCAGGGAUUCAAUUCAAUCUUGUGUCCAUUGAGUCAUUGACCCUUUGAUUUUUAGGUUUUCGUCUGGGAAGAAGAUGAAAAUUGUAAAAUAGUUUUAUUUUUAAUAGUUGUAAAAUAAGGUGGAAAUUGUAAAUAUUUAAAUUUUAUUAUUUUAUUAUUUUUUAUUGGCCACGUCACUCAUUUAACGGUCAACUAUAAUAGUUGACUGUCACAUCAGCAAAAACUAACGGAGACUAACGGAGAGUGACCAAACUUGAACUAUUGAACUAAUCUUAGUGACCAUGAAUGGAAUUAAAUAUUUGCAGUGACCAAAAAUGAACGGUUUUAGUAAAGCCAGUGACCAUCCUUGCAAUUAACCCCAUAUUGGGGAUACAGUUUUCUUGCCGCGUUUAUCGCUCUCUACUCAUUACAAGAGCUUGAACUUCACACUGGUACGAAGACAGUUUCCAAUUACAUUAUAAUUUGCAAUGACUAUUAAUAAGAGCCAAGGCCAGACAUUGAACCAUGUAGGAAUUUGCUUGCAAAAGCAGGUGUUUUCUCACGGUCAACUUUAUGUUGCAAUGUCCUGUGUUACAUCAAAAAGUGGUCUUAAGAUUUUGAGUUCUGAUUCAGAGGUUCGGCCUUUGAAAAUGAUGCAAAACAUAGUCUUCACAGAGAUCUUUGACUGAACCUUGGUACUGCAAUGUUCAAGGUAUGUCACAUUAUUUACAAACCACAUCUAUUAACCUUAUGUCACAAAGUUCAUAUGUAUUUUCUACCAUAUGAAAAAUUUAUAUAUUUCCCACUAACCUUAACAUUUUUCCAAAUCGGUUCGUGCAAGCAGGACGUUUCCAAGGCAAUAUCCUUUAUCAAUGAUGGAGAUGCAUUACAAAACAUGAAGGCAAGGCCAACCAUGCACUUGUAAUAAGUAGAUGGCAAGCAACAUAUUUAUCUAUCUUUAACAACUCAAUUUUUAUUUGUAACUUUUUGUUUGCGGCCCUUGCCUCUACUUUCCUUUAUAACUCUUUGCUGAAAUUUGUCAUUCUGUUACGAAUUACUAUAUACUCCUACUCAGUGGUGGAUCCAAAAAUUUUGCAUAGGGGUGUCCUUUCUUAAAAAUUAAAUUAAAGUAAAUUAAUAAUUAAAAAAUUAUUAAAUAAAAAAUUAUUUUAUUUUUACGAAAUACAACAAUGCACAUGCAGUGAUAGUAUUUUGGAAAAAUUGUAAAAUACAAUCGUUAUCUAACAACUGUCGAUAAAGCCUACUAGAACAAGGGGGACUAGAGGAGUUCUUGAUUGGAUUGAAUCAUUAGCUAUUGAAAAUAAUUGUAGAUAAGAAAUAGUUUUUUACUAUUAUAUUGUCAUUUAAAAUAUAAUAGUAAAUAAGUUGUAAUCGAAUGAAAAAUAUGUCUACUUAUAGUAGCAAUGGCCCAAGUUCAAAUCACUUAGACUAACAUUUAAAUAUUUGUAUUUAAUCAUAUGCAAACUACUACUUGGAGUUGGAUAAUCAUUUUUGUAAAUUUUAUUGGAGUCCGGCUACCAUUUAAAUAUUUUUUUAUCGAUAUGUAAACUACUAUCAUGAGUUGAAUAAUCGAAUUCCCAAAUUUUAGGGGUGCCCCGGGACAUCCCCAAUCUCGAUGAAUCCGCCACUAAUCCUACUUUUCUCCUCUACUAGAUCCAUCCAGCUUUCCAAUUUUUAUUUUGACGGAUUCUUUAGUAAAAAUGAGAGGAUGUUUAGAAAUGUGUUAUAAUCAAUACCCGAUGGUAAAUGUUUUAUCGUAUGGGUGUCCGUAAUGUUUUAGAGUCAUACGAGUGAUGAAAAAUUUCAAUAUGUACUAUAUUCUAAUUCUUGAAUAGGAUGUAGUUUUCACUAAUAAAUUAUUUUAAUGUAU
Linum trigynum is the source of this 3864-nucleotide messenger RNA. NCBI's taxonomy places the organism in Eukaryota, Viridiplantae, Streptophyta, Magnoliopsida, Malpighiales, Linaceae. The record is from the annotation of a GenBank genome assembly.